AUGGCGGAGUCCGACUGGAGAAAAGCAGGUGGUGGCGGCGCCGGCAAUGACAGAGGAGGAGGCGACGGUGACAGAGGCGGAGGAGGUUAUAAUGACAGAGGUGGAGGCCGAGGAGGAGGUGGCGGAGGUUGGCGCGAUCGUGAUGGAGACCGAGGAGGCGGUGGCGGCUAUGAUAACCGAGGAGGCGGUGGUGGUGGCGGCGGCUGGAGAGACAGAGACAGUCGUGGUGGUGGCGGUGGAGGUUACAAUGAUAGAGGAGGCGGUGGUGGUGGAGGUUACAAUGAUAGAGGUGGUGGUGGAGGAGGAGGCUGGAGAGACAGAGACAGUCGAGGCCCUUCCGGUCCUCCUGCCGGCGAAAGACCCCGUCUGAAUCUACAAAAGAGAUCAACCCCCGUCAAUAAUAGUGCUGGGCCAUCAGCUGGAGCCAAACCGGCUGAUUCCGGUCCCAAAGUGAGUAUUGACAAGGCUCCACGGGAAGAACCUCCUCUCAAGGACGAACCAGCAGCUGAUGGAGAGAAAAAACAGCAGGAGCGCAGGGAGCCCGAAAAAGUCAAUUCCAGGGCAGCUGCUUUUGGUGAUGCUCCUGCUGCUGGAAGCCGUGGUGGAAAUCAGCCACGAAAGGAGCGUCCCGAGCGAGACAACAAUAGCAACAAUAGUGGACCACCACCUGUUCUCAACAAACGAUUUGAAGGUUUGGCGGAAGAAGAAAGGAAUCGAAGCCGAGACACCCGUAGUGGUGCAGGAUUUGACCGAGACCGCGACAGUCGUGGUGGAGGAUUUGAUCGAGACAACCGCGGUGGAGGACGGGAUGCAGGACCACCCCCCGUCCAGAAUUCUCGCUUUGCAGCUGCUGCCGAGGCGGAUCGUUCGUACAACAAUGAUCGUGGAGAUCGCGGCGGUCGCAAUGACAACCGUGACCGUGGACCUCCUCCCAUUCAAAACUCACGAUUUGCAGCCGCUGCAGAGGCUGAUGGAGCUCCCGCUCGUAACAGAGACUACAUGAACGAACGGGGGCCACCACCCACGCAAAACUCGCGAUUUGCUGCCGCUGCCGAAGCGGACCGUUCAUACAACAAUGAUCGUGGUGAUGAUCGAGGAGGAAGUGGUGGGGGUGGCUGGAGCGAUAGAGACGCUCGUGGCCGCUACGAAAACCGUGGACCUCCACCCACACAAAAUUCUCGAUUUGCAGCAGCUGCCGAAGCUGAUGGAGCUCCUGCUCGCAACAGAGAUUACAUGAAUGAUCGUGGGCCACCACCCGUUGCCAACUCUCGAUUCGCGGCUGCUGCCAUGAUGGCAGAACAAGAAAAUGCCGAACGAGACGAAAGACGGAGGGAACGAUUCGAUGAUCGAGGUGGUUAUGACGAUCGGCGUGGGGGAUCUGGAUACGGGGGAAGAGACCGCUACAACGAUCGUGGCGGUGGUGGUGGAUUUAACCGAGAUGAGUUGCCUCGUGGACCCCGAAGCGUCAUGGAUGACCUUCCUCGUGCGCCUCGUGGAACAGACAUGUCACUGUCUGGAAACAAGAGAUUGGACACUUUGUUGAAUCCCAAGGCACGGAAAAAGGAGGACAUCUUGGUUAUACCCAAAGAGAAAAUGGCUGCAGAGCAUGCAGCUGCCGUGCUAGACUUUCCCAUGAAGCCCAUGAAGAAGAAGGACGAACAGGAAGAAGAGAAAGCGCCUGAAAAAGCACCCGAGCCUGAACCAGAACCCGAGCCAACUCCAGAACCCGCUCCUGAGGUCCCACAGGUUGAUGAAGAAGAGAUGUUGGCCGAAUUCGCAAGCGGCAAUAAACAGGGUGAUGAUCUCAAACAAUGGGUGACAGAGAAUAGCGCUGUGUUGCCGUCAGUCGAGAAGUUAAUUUUCCACUAUCUCGAAGAAAAACAACAACUGAACCCUGAUGUUUCUUGUGCGUGGGCUGCUCCUGAAAAAUAUGGUGCCGCCCUUUUGUUUCUUGUGGAAGACAAUCUUGCCAAUCAGAUGCAAGUUCUAUGGGGUGUCCAAAAGUACUGCGACAAGCUUGGUUUUCCAAAGCUCAACGACGAAGCGGUCGUGCAAUCCAUGUUCCGUUCGAUGUACCAGUACGAUCUCGCGUUGGACGAUGCAUUUGCCGAGUGGAAGGAAGACGAGUCACCAGAGCACGAAGCGGGCAAGCUGAAGGCUGUUAUUCAAACUGUCAAUUGGUUCAACUGGCUGGAAGAAGACGACGAGGAAGAGGAAGAAGAGGAAUAUGGCGAAGAGGAAGAGUAG
Molecule: messenger RNA, 2247 nt
Organism: Seminavis robusta
Lineage: Eukaryota; Bacillariophyta; Bacillariophyceae; Naviculales; Naviculaceae
Source: the annotation of a GenBank genome assembly